This is a messenger RNA of Aureobasidium namibiae CBS 147.97, 324 nucleotides long. RefSeq lists its product as uncharacterized. The coding region runs from base 1 to 324 and encodes 107 amino acids. The record is from RefSeq and is a predicted model, not a curated record. NCBI's taxonomy places the organism in Eukaryota, Fungi, Ascomycota, Dothideomycetes, Dothideales, Saccotheciaceae. The transcript is spliced from 2 exons.
AUGCCACCAGUCAAAGCAGGCGGUCAUGAUGAAGUCCUCCAGGUCAUUACAAUAUCAGACAUCACAAACCAAAUAACGGCAAAUGCUCAAGCGUUGUAUCCUAGAGAAAGGAACCUCAAAGUCGUGACAGCACGCUCGCCCAAUGGCAUGAUACAUUAUUGCGCCAUUGUUGGCGAAGAGGUUGUGGAUCCAAAAUACCCAAAGAUCGCUGCUGCGACAAAGGUCGUGCUGCAAGGCGACAGUGCUACAGACAGGCGUACAGCCAUGAUGACUUUGCUGGAACAGACUGAGAAGAAGGUCGCAAAGGAGAUAUUGAAACGAUGA